Messenger RNA from Gorilla gorilla gorilla (western lowland gorilla), 3380 nucleotides. RefSeq names its product zinc finger protein 709-like. Lineage: Eukaryota; Metazoa; Chordata; Mammalia; Primates; Hominidae. Gene Ontology annotation, molecular function: DNA-binding transcription factor activity, RNA polymerase II-specific. Gene Ontology annotation, biological process: regulation of transcription by RNA polymerase II. The record is from RefSeq and is a predicted model, not a curated record. Gene Ontology annotation, cellular component: nucleus. The coding region runs from base 1664 to 2731 and encodes 355 amino acids. The transcript is spliced from 3 exons.
ACGAGGUCAGGAGAUCGAGACCAUCCUGGCUAACAUGGUGAAACCCGUCUCUACUGAAAAUACAAAAAAUUAGCUGGGCGUGGUGGCAGGCCCUGUAGUCCCAGCUACUCGGGAAGCUGAGGCAGGAGAGUGGUGUGAACCCGGGAGGCGGAGCUUGCAGUGAGCCGAGAUGGCGCCACUGCACUCCAGCCUGGGCGACAGAGCGAGACUCCGUCUCAAAAAAAAAAAAGGAAGACAAGAAAAUGUUCUAGGCCAGGUGCGGUGGCUCAUGCCUGUAAUCCCAGCACUUUGGGAGACUGAGGCAGGUGGAUCACUUGAAGUCAGGAGUUCAAGACCAGCCUGGCCAGCAUGGUGAAACCCCGUCUCCACUAAAAAUACAAAAAUCAGCCGAGCACGGUGGCGCUCGCCUAUAAUCCCAGCUACUCUGGAGGCUGAGUCAGGAGAAUCGCUUGAACGCCGGAAUCGGAGGUUGUAGUGACCCGAGAUUGCGCCAUUGCAUUCUGCACUCCAGCCUGGGCGACAGAGUGAGACUCCAUCUCAAAAAAAAAAAAAAAAAAAAAGAAAAUGUUCUAUAAUUGACUGGUGAUUAUCUGUUUGCAUCUUUGAAUAUACUUUACUGAAUUGUACACUUAAAAGGGAAGCAUUGUGUAGUGUGUUUUAUUCUGAUAUAGCUUUUCAAAUAAAUACAUAUGACUUCAGAUUUUUGAUUAAUCUGUUAAGCGUACUAAGAGUUUCCAGAUAUACCUUAAUUUACAUCACUUUUUCUUGUUCAUUUUUGUAUCAGUGAAAAUAGGGAUUCAGUUACCUUAGGUAUAUCAUAGUCGUUUACAUUUCAAAGUUCUCUGCGAACACAAUCGGUAACCUAUUUAAAAUAAAUUUUCCUGUAGUGUGAAAUGUACACUUCAGAGUUUAAUUGAACAUAUCUCACAGCUGUGGUUAGUCUGAUAAGCGUCCUUGCAUCCAUGCUAGGGAUGUGGGGUUCAAAGACAUUGUGUGUAAAAGGCUCUGGAGGCCAAGGGAUUCUUUAUUUAAAGUAAAUGUGUGGGGAUUGGGGAAGGAAUGGGUGGAGGUCUCAAUGCCGUUAGCCGUCAAUAUCAGAAUGGAGCUAGACUCAUUACACACGGCGAAGUCACUUUUAAGUGUCUGUGUUUGUGAACGGAGCUCACAGUUCCACGAGUGCCCUCUAGACUCAGGCCAAGUCCCUGGCCCCCGGAGGAGUCAGACCCUGUUGUUCCAAUCUGGACUUGCCUGGGUGACCCUCUUGCUGUGGACUUGUUCCUUAAAGGGUCACUACAUCUCGCAACUGAGGCUGGAAUUCGCCGCGCACACUUUUGUCCCCGCGUUCAGAAACAGCUGCGACAGGAUGCCAGAGUUCAUCGAGAGGCUGGGAACAAGUUCGGCUUCUACUCAACUGCACCUCGCUGGGACUGGUUUCCCCCCGGACUGAAGCAGGGUUGCCCCGGCGACAUGACCUUUUGCAGCUCUGUCACUCCAUGUGAAGAGGGCGGGGCUUCGUGAACUGUCCAAUCAGAGGCGCCACGUGGAAGGUGGGUGGGGCAACGCGGAAUAAAAGAGGUGGGCGUCGUACGUCGUUACGCAGCGCGGUUGCUGGGCACCUCGACUAUCGCCUACCGUAUAGCUCCUGCUACGCGCGUUGUAACAAAUGCUGCGUACAGGAGAUGAGGGAGGACGGCCAGACACCUGGAAGCCGGAAAAUGGGAAAAAAUGUGAAGAGCAUAACAUUGAAGAUCAGUCCAAAAACCAAGAAAGAAGUCUAAGGCACAUCAGAUCUCACACUGGACACAAACCAUAUGAGUGUCAAGAUUACGAAGAAAAGCCAUAUAGAUGUAAGGAAUGUGGGAAGGCCUUCAGUUAUUUCCAGUCAUUUAAAAAACAUGAAAGAAAUCACAGUGAAGAGAAACCCUAUAAAUGUAAACAAUGUGGGAAACCCUUCAGUUAUCAUCAAUCUGUUCUUCGACAUGAAAGGACUCACACUGGAGAAAAGCCCUAUGAAUGUAAAAAAUGUGGAAAAACCUUCAGUACUCUUACAGGUUUCCAAAUACAUGAAAGAACUCACACUGGAGAGAAACCCUAUGAAUGUAAGGAAUGUGGAAAAGCCUUUAUUUACCUUGCAAGCUUUCAAAGACACAUGAUAAUGCACACUGGAGAUGGACCUUAUAAAUGGAAGGAGUGUGGAAAAGCAUUCAGUUGUCCUAGUUCAUUUCAAGUACAUGAACGAAUUCACACUAGAGAAAAACCAUAUGAAUGUAAACAAUGUGGUAAAGCCUUCAGUUGGCUUGGUUCCUUUCGAGUACAUGAAAGAACUCACACUGGAGAGAAACCCUGUGAAUGUAAGGAAUGUGGGAAAGCCUUCAUUUAUCGAACUACGUUAAAAGGACACAUGAGUAUUCACACUGGAGAGAAACCUUAUAAAUGUGAACAAUGUGAGAAAGCCUUCCUUUCUCUUGCAAGCUUUCAAAUGCACAUGAUAAUGCAUACUGGAGAUGCACCUUAUAAAUGUAACGAAUGUGGGAAAGCAUUCAGUUGUCUUAAUUCAUUUCAAAUCCACGAAAGGACUCACACUGGAGAGAAACCGUAUGAAUGUAAACAAUGUGGUAAAGCCUUCAGUUAUUCCAGUUCCUUUAGAAUACAUGAAAGAAGUCAUAGUGGAGAGAAACCCCACGUAUGUAAACGAUGUGGUAAAGCCUUCAUUUGGCACAAUUCCUUUUGAAUACAUGAAAGAACCCACACUGGAGAGAAACCCCUAUGUAUGCAAGCAGUGUGGCAAAGCUUUCAUUUAUUGUACAACUUUUCAAGGACACAUGAGAAUGCACACUGGAGAGAAGCCCUAUAAGUGUAAAGAAUGUGGAAAAGCCUUCAGUCAUCCCAGUUCAUUUAGAAGCCAUGAAAAAAUACACCCUGGCAGAAAACUUCUUGAAUGUAAGUAAAGUGGGAGUUUUCAACUUGCCCACCUCCUUACAAAAACAUGCAAUAAGAAUGUGCUAGAUAUAAAGCUUACAAAUGUGAGAAAUACAGGAAGUUUUUCAAUUUUAACAAAUACUUUCAAAGUCAUGUGAAAAUUCUCACUAGAAAGAAAUCCAAUAAAGGCAAGUUGAGGCAUACCUGUUUGUUAUUCAGGAAUUCGCUAUAAGGUUAUACUGGGGGAGGGGGUGCCAUGUUUAAAUUCAAUGGUAUCUUAAGGUAAAACUGUAAUUUAAGCCCCAGUAUUGAUUAAGGACAUGGAAAUUUGCCAACUGAUGCAUUUCAAUGGAUGUUGAAGUUAAUUCGGAGCCUGUUUUGUAGAGGUGUGAAACCCAAUCAGCACCCAUUUAUUUUUUUGCUGUUAUUUUAAUAAACUUUGGAUUUCUAAUUUGAUCAAA